Messenger RNA from Aphanomyces astaci, 627 nucleotides. RefSeq lists its product as hypothetical. Lineage: Eukaryota; Oomycota; Saprolegniomycetes; Saprolegniales; Verrucalvaceae. Gene Ontology annotation, molecular function: nucleic acid binding; zinc ion binding. Bases 1 to 627 code for a protein of 208 amino acids. The transcript has 3 exons. The record is from RefSeq and is a predicted model, not a curated record.
AUGAAACUCCUUCGCAUGCGUGAUGUUCGCCCGGACGAAAUUAUUGCCAAGUCCCAGGUGUACGCCAAGCCUCGAUCCAACUCCUCGGCCUCUACGUCGUCUCGUACAACUACCAGUGAACUCUCGACUCCUCCGGCGUCGCCUUGUCUGUCGCGCUGCGGAUCUCAUAUCGAGGUUGAAGACCAAGCGGCGAUUGCGACAACUUCUCGAACUCAUGAAGACGAACCAGGCUCAGCCCAAUUAUGCUGCCCGAUCCAGCCGUCGCAAUCAUACGGCUUCGCCUAUCCACAAGCGCCUCCGAUCCAACCCUCGACUUCGUCUUAUGGACAGCGGUAUCAACAACCCUAUGCUCCUAAUACCAUUGCGCCUCCUGGUCAAGCGACCCUUCCACCGAACUUGACAUCGACUCAAAAUCAAAUGUUCGGUGCCGGACGUGCUCGUGUUGGCCAUAUCCCAGUGGUGAUCUCGUCCAAGCCAGACGAAAUGACGGUCAGCGGGCAAAACAUUGUGAUCGUCGUGGUCAUGACGGGACACUACCCAGGCGAACAAGUCAAGCUCUGCCACUUCUGCGGCCAGCCUGGACACACUGUCACCAAAUGCCCGUCCAAGCCCACGAAUCAAGCCUGA